UUAAAAAGAAGGAAAAGACAGGCCAUCCACGAUGAGCACCGCGUUGGCCCAGCAGCUGCAGAAAUUGGCGGCGCCGCAGUCGUCGGUCACGUUGGCGGACGCCCGGAGUCGCGCCUCGGUGCUCUUCGAUCCCAAGGAGGCGGCCAAGAAGGACAGGCGCUCCAUCUACGAGAUCGGGAUAACGGGACUGCAGGAGCUGACCGACUUCAAUCCGGCCUUCAAGGAGUUCCAGCUGACGCUGUUCGACGAGGCCACCCUGACGCUGGAGCGAUCGGUGGAGCUGCCGGAGGUGAACAAGAUGCUGGACGCGGCCAUCGGGAAGUUCCUGCGCCUGUUGUCGCCCUACCUCCUGCUGCGCCCCGCCCACAUGGCCUUCGAGUGGCUGCUGCGCCGUUUCCAGGUGCACGAGUACAAUCGUAGCGAGGUGAUGGCCCUGAUCCUGCCCUACCACGAGACCAAGAUCUUCGUGAUGAUCCUGAAGACCAUGAGACUCCGCUCGUCCGAUGGCGACUGGUACUGGCUGCGUCCGCUGCAGCGUCCCGGCGUCGCGCUGGCCAAGACGGCCAUUGUCAACCGGGCCGCCGGGAAUCCCGCCUUCCUGGGCUUCAUCUGCCAGAGCACCCAGAAGGCGGUCAAGGAACUGGGUCCGCGGGCCCACCAGCUGCAAGCCCAGAUCAACUUCUAUGCCACCGUCGUUGUGGGCGCCCUGCAAACGGCGAAGCCGCUGCAGGAUUGGCACAUCACCACCAUUCUGGAGUCGCUGCUCCGUGGGCUGGUGUCCGAUAAUAUUGACUUUAUGGCCGCAGCCUAUGUGAUUGUCGCCCAGCUGGUUUCCCGCACCAAGCUGAAGAGCGAAGUGUGCAAUGCUUUGUUGCAACGCGUGGCGAAUUGCCCCUUCGAGAGACUCCACACGGAGUCACUGCUCCUGCUCGUCUGCAUCUAUGGCAAACAGCAGGCUGCUGUGCCGCACUUUAAGCCAGAGACCGCCAUGAAUCUCGUGGGCCAAAAGUGGCUCAUCUCGACUCUGGCCUCGCUGGCCAAAAGCAACAUUGCCAUCCAGUCCAUCUGCAUGCCGCUCGUGACGGGAGCCGUGACCGCCAUUCGGGAGGAGGACCCCGCCUCCAACUCGUGCAAACUGUUCUUGGAUAACCUUUUGUCGGAUGUGCCAAUGGCUACGCCGACUGCCCAGCAACUGAUCAAUUGCUUUCUGGAUACCUUUGUGGAGACGGAGAGCGAUGUGCCAGAGCCCAUGGACACCUCCGCAAACGAAGAUGAGGAUACCAUCGUAAUUGAUUCGGAUGAUGAGGCGGAGACGGAAAAGACCAGCUUUCAGACCUGGUAUUCCGAUUACCUGGAAAAGCUGGAAAAACGUUAUCCUGAAGCUUUUGACCUGAGUGUCAAAGAGGCUCUGAGGGCCAAAUCCAAUACAAGCAAUCGCCAAAAGGCCCUUAAGUUGGCCCUAGGUUUCCGACUCAAUACCACAGAUGACAAAGCGAAGCAUGCCUAUGAGAAGCUCUAUCACUACAGCGCUGACUGGCGACUGGCUGCUGUGCAGCAACUGCUCCAGAACCUCACGGUGUCUAAGAAACGGGAGCGAAGCGUUAAGCUGCUCCAAGAAUGUCUGCCCGACAGGAUCAACGAUGACAGUGGCGCUGUGGUGUCCAGUGUGCUCUCACUCACCACCGCUGAGCUCUGCGACAUGUUGGGUCCACUUCCGCUGGCCCAAACCCUGUGUCGUCUGCUAUACCGAGGUCAGUCCGAAAAGGAUGAGGAGUGGCAGGUUGUGGUUCCGCUGGCCGUUCGUCACUUGACCUCCGCAACUGUAAGCGAAUAUUAUGACAAGAAUCUGGUGCUAUUGGCGCUGAUGCCGCUCCUCUUUCCCGGAGAAGCUCUGGCGGAGCAUGAGCACAAGGCUCUGCUUAUUCUGCUCAGCAGUGAUUUUGCCAGUAAAGUUCCCUUCCUGGCAGCGCUGAAAGUGAGCAGUGAAUUUAUUGACUUUAAUCCUCACGAGCAUCGUCAACACUUCUUGGAUGUAAUAGCGAGCAACAGUCAGGAGCUGAUUAGUCAGGAAAGAGAGCUGCUGCAGAGCGUAGAGAAUCAUGGAGGUGAAGGCUACAUUCAGGAAGCCUCUCAGCUGACCCAUCUGCUGCUGCUGCUGACUGCCUACGCCAAAAGGGAACUGCAGCCGCAGGAAAGCCUUCACAUACUGCAGAAAAUUGAACUAUACAGUCGGAACAUCGAGUUCCGCGUGGCCAAGGGUAAUCGCAACACGCAGAGCUUUGCCCCUCUUCAAUUGUAUGUGGAUUUCCUUUUGACUCUGGUGAAGAACACCAAAUGGACAACUCUGGCUUCGACGCCUUGGAAUCAGUUGUCAGAUGAACUUCGUCUUUGCCUGCGGCUGCUGGAGAUCAUAAGCUGUCAAGUCUUCUCGGAACGGGUUGAUCAGCCAGAGCGUCAAGAGUGGACUCGAGCACUGCAGCAAAGUCUCCAACUGAUUCUGCCCGAGGCACAGGAUAAACUGGAUUUUCUGUCCAACUUCUAUGUCUUCGAGCGACUGCCGGAAUUGUGGCCUCGCGACUCAGAUUAUGCUGUGUUCCGCCUGCAGGGUUUCUUGCUCAUGGAGGCUGUUCUGUCCAAUCCAAAGUCCCAACUGAACUGCAACCUGGUUCAUGUGUUGCGCGUGGCCAACGCCUGCGGAUCGCCUCUACAAACGCUGCGAGUGCAGGCCAUCAACACCCUGCAGUUGAUUAGCAAUCGCAAACUUGUCUCCCACGUAGAGCAAUUUGUGCGAUCGUUGCUGCAGCGCAAGAGCGAGCUGAGCAUGGACCACGAACAAUAUGCCCUGAUUCUGUACACCAUUCUGGAACCGGAGAAGGCCACUGCCAAGGAGAAACUAGUGCUGUCCAAGCUGAGAAGAUCGGUUUUAGCUUUGGCCUGCGACCCCGAGCAGCCGCCCAUUUGCACAGCAGCUCUGCUGGCGGCCCUGAAGCACGUAAACGAAGAGCAUUUCCUGUCCGAAUUACUGCCGCUGGGACUGGACUCUCUAAAAAAAAUAACUACGGGCGUAGACAAUCAGCACUUGAAGCAGCUCCCAUGGCCACAUAACGAAAUCUACAAGUCGGUGAUGGAGAAGUUCGAGGGACGCGUAGCACUGAAUGUUUUGCUUCGAAAGGAUCUGGCUUGGAAGCUCUUCGAGGAGAGUUUCGCCCACCACGACACGUACGUUCAGCUGGACCAGAAGCUCCAGCCUCUUCCCUGUGUCCUGCUGAAUAGCCUCACUCCGGAGACCUUUGAGCAGCUGCAGGCCAAGCACAAAGUGGCGCUGAUCAAGCUGAUUGUGGAGGCGGCCACCAAUUCGGACAACGAUAGCAUUUUCCUGGCCAGCCAUCGAUUGCUGAAGCGCUGCCGCUUGGAGUGCCAGCCCAUUGUGCCGAUGCUAGUGGACAUGUCGAGGGCGCAACUGCAGCAACCCAAGAAUACCACGAAGCGACGAGCGGCCCCCAGCCAACUGGACAUAACCAGCCCAUUGUGGAAACAGGGAAUGACGCUGCUGGAGCUUUUGGAGCACAAGAAGCAAUUGGUUGGAGCUGAGUUAUUGAUUCCUCGGCUCUUCGAACUUCUUGCCUCCUGUUUAAUACUGGAAGACCACAGUGCCAUCGAGUAUCCCAAGCAACUGAUCCUCUCGAGCUUGCUGCACUGCUGCCAAACGGCCCAGUCAGCCGGCGUGGAGAUUGUUAAGGCCGUGCCUGAGUCUAGCUUCCGCAUCGAUGUGGUGGUGCAAGCUUUGAGGGAUACACGCAACCCACAGACUCAGCAGCACGCCCUGCUUUUCCUGACCCACUGUGCCGGCAUGUAUCCGCAACAGGUGCUGGACAAGAUCGUCGAGAUCUUUACGUUCGUGGGCUCCAGGGUGGCGAGUCACGACGACGCCUUUAGCCUGCAGAUAGUUCACAACGUGGUCGAGUCUAUUAUACCCAUCCUGCUGCUGAAUACUGGACACAGACAGCUGGUUAUUCCUGUGCUCAAAGUGUUUGCUGAUAUGUGCACCGAUGUGCCGGCCCAUCGAAGAUUGCCUUUGUAUGCCACCCUGUUUCGCGUCCUGGAACCCAAGGAGCAUCUCUGGCAGUUCCUGUGCAUUGUGUUCGAGAAGCAAGUCCGACUGGAGGAGGCCAAGAAGAAAAACGUUUCCACCGACAAGUCGCGACUGGACUUUGCCCGCGAAGUAACGCUGAUGUUCGAGGAUCCGACGGUCGCCUUGCAGACGUGCAUCCAGCUGCUGGAAUACAUGGCCAAGUUGCCGGCCAAGAAGAUUGACGGCAAGGAGGGCACCGGCUCCUCCCUUUCAUCCACGGAAGCCGAGUUCUUUGAUGUGCGGACGCGAACGUUUAAGGAGCUUCGUCACUACAAGUACCUCAUCAUGGAUUUCCUGUCCGGAAUUAGCAGCUGCAACGAGUGGAAGGAAAAGAUGAAAGUUCCCGAUCCCCGCACACUACUGCCCCACUAUCAGGGCUUCAUCCUUAAGACGCUCGCCUUUGUGGGCGUGGUCAAUUCUGCUUUGGAAUCGGGCAGCGAAACACCUUAUUUGGAUAAAUUCUGGCGGGUGCUAGGCAACCAUGCCCACGACGUUUUGGAUAACGCCAUCGGGCUACUGGCACCGGAACACUUCCUCAGCGUAAUCACCGAGCUACUGCAGCACGAUCAUGUGUAUGUGCGCAUCAAGGUUUUGGAUUUGUUGGUGACAAAGUUGGGAGCCACUAGCGAUUACUUUGCGGGAUCGGCCGCCGAACACUUUGGGGUGCUUUUUGCGCCAUUGCAGGACAUAAUCAACGUCAUCUUGGAAAGCGGAUCCAAGAGUGCGCAGCAGGCAAAGUUGCAACAGACGGCGCUGCAUGCACUGCAGCUCUUGGCUUUGCGACAUGGACGCGACUUUAUCGAAGAGUGCCGCUCCCUGCUGGCCAUCCUGACCAAGAUCACCAAACGGCGGGCAAAUGUGCCCAAGGCAGUAGUGGGCAAUGUGGUGUUGACCCUCGUCGAGAUUUGUGCAAGUCUCAAGGCUCACGCUUUAGCCCAGUUGCCCAAGUUUGCGCCCCAGCUCACGGAGUUGCUAAAGGAACAGGUUCACCAGAUGGCCACGCUCAAACAGGCACCGGACUACGUCUGCUUCACCCUGGUUCAAGCUCUUCACAAGCUGUUCAAGGCCUUGCCGCUUUUCCUGGGCCCCUACUUGGUGGACAUCAUUGCCGCCUUGGCGCGCCUCUCAGUGCAACUAGACAAUCCACUGCUGCUGCAGGAUAAACGCACCCAGGCGCUGAAGCAGCGACUUGCGGACGUUUGGACAGCGGUCGCCCAGGGCGUGGAGGUGCGCAUUCUGGUUCCCAGUUGCGCCAAGUCGUUCUCCAGUCUAUUGGAGCAGCAGGCAUAUGACGAGUUGGGCCAACUGAUGCAGCAGCUCCUCCUCCAAAGCAUCCGACACAAUACAGCGGCUAAAUUGCAGCCGGUUCAGGAUCCUCUGAGCGAGUUGUUCCUGCAAGCGCUAGAUUUCCGGCUGCAGGUACGCGGACGCAAUUUGCAGCGGCAGGUGGUUUCGGAUGUGGAGGCCGCCGUUGCUGAGACCUUUGUGACGUGGAUCUUAAAGCUUUCCGAGACGAGCUUCCGACCCAUGUACGCCCGUGUCCACAAGUGGGCGCUGGAGAGCAGCUCCAGGGAAACGCGUCUCACCUACUUCCUGCUGACCAACCGUAUCGCCGAGGCUCUGAAGUCCCUUUUCGUGCUGUUUGCCAGUGAAUUUGUCGAAGACGCCUCGAAGUUGCUGACGGAGCUUAACUCUAUUCGCCCGGAGUUCGAUGCUGGAGAGCCGGAAGAUGAUGUCGAGCUGUUGACGGCCAUCCUAAACACCCUGCAUCACGUUUUCUUGUACUGCAGCGAGGACUUUAUCAACGAGCAUCGAUUUAACGCUCUCAUGCCGCCGUUGGUCAAUCAGUUGGAGAACGAUUUGGUACUGGGCAAUGACCCACUGCAGCAAGUUCUUAGCAACAGCAUUGCCCAGCUGGCGGUGGCCACCAACGAUGUGAUGUGGAAGCAGCUCAACAGUCAGGUACUCCUGAAGACCCGCACACCGACGCCCGAAGUGCGGAUCUUGGCUUUCAACAGCUGCGUUGCCAUCGCCCGAAAGCUGGGAGAAAGUUACGCCCCCCUCUUGCCAGAGACGGUUCCCUUUAUCGCCGAACUGCUGGAGGACGAGCAUCAGCGCGUGGAGAAGAAUACACGCAGCGCGGUUCAGGAGCUGGAAACCAUUCUGGGCGAGCCGGUGCAAAAAUAUCUUUAAGUUUGGAAACGGAAGUGUUUUCUUUAACUGUUAACUAUGUAUGUUUUUCUUUGUAAUUAAAAAGAAAUUAUUUUUGAAACAUA
Molecule: messenger RNA, 6408 nt
Organism: Drosophila takahashii
Lineage: Eukaryota; Metazoa; Arthropoda; Insecta; Diptera; Drosophilidae
Product: HEAT repeat containing 1 homolog l(2)k09022
Biological process (GO): positive regulation of transcription by RNA polymerase I; maturation of SSU-rRNA from tricistronic rRNA transcript (SSU-rRNA, 5.8S rRNA, LSU-rRNA)
Cellular component (GO): 90S preribosome; small-subunit processome; t-UTP complex
Molecular function (GO): snoRNA binding
Source: RefSeq, a predicted model, not a curated record